Penicillium cinerascens is the source of this 3516-nucleotide messenger RNA. RefSeq names its product poly(A)-specific ribonuclease (gene pan2n2). The transcript is spliced from 3 exons. The record is from RefSeq and is a predicted model, not a curated record. Gene Ontology annotation, biological process: nuclear-transcribed mRNA poly(A) tail shortening; mRNA processing. Gene Ontology annotation, cellular component: PAN complex; P-body. Gene Ontology annotation, molecular function: nucleic acid binding; protein binding; poly(A)-specific ribonuclease activity. Bases 1 to 3516 code for a protein of 1171 amino acids. Lineage: Eukaryota; Fungi; Ascomycota; Eurotiomycetes; Eurotiales; Aspergillaceae.
AUGGAGGCCGACUGGGAUGAGCUGUCGCGCAUCGCGAUGCCACCGCCGAGUGCGCACGCAUUGCCUACAGUCGCGACGACGAUAGCUUUUGACGAUGUUAUGGAACUUUUGUGGACAGGAAAUGAAUACGGUCGAAUCUCUUCGUUCUACGGACCGGACCUCCAACGAUAUACCUCUGUGCGAGCCCAUCCAGUUUCUGAGGGAAUGGUGCGGCAGAUUCUCUUUCACGAACGGGGCGUGAUAUCAUUGUCAUCGAAGAGCGUACACAUGAUUACGCGGCGUGGUCUGACGCAAUGGCACCUUGCCGACGAGGAUAUGGUCGAUCUUCGCUGCAUGAGCUUCACGGCGCAGCUCAAUCGGAUUCUUGUUGCAGGAUGCCAGCGCGUGAUGUUCACAGUGGACAUCGACAAGGGCACGAUUGUUGACAAGCUGCCCACCGAACACAGUUAUACACUUAUGAAGAAGAGCCGGUAUCUUUGUGCAGCGACAGACACGGGAUCAGUCAACGCACUUAGCCUUAACGAUUUUAGCGUCGUCAAGUCGUGGAAGGCUCACGGAACCGCUAUAAAUGACAUGGAUGCGCGAAACGAUUUGCUCGUCACUUGCGGAUUCUCCGUUCGCCAACUCGGUUCUCCGAUCGUUGAUCCCCUGGCGAAUGUAUAUGAUCUCAAGACGCUAUCCCCAUUGCCCCCUAUCCCUUUCCAUGCUGGUGCGGCCUAUGUUCGCAUGCAUCCAAAGCUUCAUACAACGAGCUUUGUGGCUUCGCAGACCGGGCAGCUCCAAGUGGUGGACUUGAUGAAUCCCAAUGCCAUCAACUUACGACAGGCGAACGUCUCAUUGAUGCUAGGGCUUGAUCUGUCCCCCUCAGGAGAGGCAUUGGCUAUCAAUGAUGCGGAGUGCUCUAUUCAUCUAUGGGGCUCGCCAAGCAAGAUUCACUUCAAUGAGAUGAGCAAGGAGAUAGAGUUCGCGGAUGUUCCUACACGACCCCCACCGAUUGACUGGUCUCCAGAGACUCCACUGAGCAUGGUUGGAAUGCCUUACUACCAUGAGCGUCUCUACUCGGCAUGGCCUAGUCAUCUCUUGUUUGAGGUGGGAAGCCCUCCUGCUCCCUUGGACCAGGCAUUGCUUCCAUACCUGCGCCCGGCCGAGGUGGGUCAUCAUGCUCCGAAUCCCAGAAAGACACUGCGAAAUCAGAUCGAAAAUACCCGUGCAUUGGCCACAGUAGAGCCGGCACUCAUUGCUCCCAAGUUCCUGAGUGAAAAGGCCCGAGACCAGAGCAAAUCGAGAUUGGAGGGCUCCAUUACAGACGCGGCCGAAGCUCUAGCGGGCGCGAAGAUCAAUGGUGAAAGCGACGACGAUCCUCUUCUCAAAUAUAGCAACGUCGAGAUCAAGUAUAGUCGAUUCGGUGUCGAUGAUUUCGAUUUCCGAUUCUAUAACAAAACAAACUUUUCAGGUCUUGAAACUCAUAUUGCCAAUUCCUUCACAAACUCCCUCCUCCAGCUCUUCAAAUUCAUCCCGCUGUUCCGAAAUAUGGCGCUGACCCACGCAGCUAGCGCUUGCAUCUUCGAACACUGCCUUCUGUGCGAACUGGGUUAUUUGUUCGACAUGUUGGAGAAAGCAAGUGGCCAAAACUGCCAGGCCACCAAUUUGCUGAAAACCUUCAGCAGCUUCCGGGAGGCUUCCAACCUCGGUCUCCUGGAAGAGAACCUUCCUAACAAGCCUCUCUCGACUGCGAUCCAAGCUGUCAACCGCUUCUUCCUGACGCAAAUAGCACAAGACUUCCGGAUGAUCCAGCCGAGCUCUGAAGAGCUCGACCAACGCCUUGCGACUAUAGCAUCGGAGUCGAUUCGGUGCAUGUUCUGCCAGAAUGAGACGGUGCGCCCUGGCAAUUCACUCGCCAACGAGCUUUUGUACCCCAACCUGGAUAUGAAGCAUGCUAGGCGCAACCCGGCAUUCCGAUUCUCCAAUAUCCUGCGUGCGAGCAUCGAGCGUGAGACCCAGAACCGAGGAUGGUGCAAUUACUGCCGACGUUACCAGCAGGUAAUGAUUCGGAAGACUAUACACAGAAUGCCCCUCGUUCUGGUGCUUAAUGCGGCAUUGACCAACCCCAUCUGCCGUCGAUUGUGGGCUGUUCCUGGGUGGCUGCCCGACACAGUGGGUAUCAUUAUCGAGAAUGGACAGAUCAUGUGUUUCGAGGGAGAAGACCUCCAUCUCCGGAUGCAGAACAACACUCCUAACCUUGUGGUGUAUGAUCUUGUUGGCCUGGUGGCGGAGAUUGACGUUCCAGAACACCAAAAGGCCCAUCUUGUCUCCUUCAUCAACGUUUCUAUUUCAGAGCGAGAACCACAGGAACGGAGCAAGUGGCAUCUGUUCAAUGACUUCCUGGUCACCGAGGUAGACCGGGAUGAAGCGCUUCGCUUUACUCAGCCUUGGAAGCAGCCUUGCGUACUGGCGUUCCAGGUGAGAGACGCACGCCACUCUGUUGAUGACUCAUGGAAGAAGGCUCUGGAUACCACUCUGCUCUUCCGUGAAUGGUCUUUGAAUGGCUGUCACCAAGUUGAGUCAUGCCGCACCUUGACCGAGGAGGAAAAGCCACAGCCAGGAACGGCCGUGGCACUUGACACCGAAUUUGUUGACCUUGAAAAGGCGGAGAUCGAUGUGAAAGCAGACGGGUCUCAGGAAAUCGUGCGACCCAACAAAAGUGGACUUGCUCGAGUUUCCGUGCUGCGUGGCUCAGGCAUUUCGGAGGGCGUGCCGUUCAUUGACGACUAUAUCACAAUCCGGGAACCAAUUGUCGACUACGUUACACAAUACUCUGGUAUCAAGCCCGGUGACCUGGACCCACGGACGAGCGAGCACAACCUGGUGCCUCUGAAGGUAGCUUACAAGAAGCUAUGGCUGCUCUUGAACCUUGGUUGUGUCUUCGUGGGCCAUGGUCUAGCUUCAGACUUCCGCAAGAUCAAUAUCCAGGUGCCCAAGUCUCAGACCGUCGACACGCAAUACCUCUUCUUCUACCCCAGCAAGAACCGCCGUCUUAGUCUCCGAUAUCUCGCCUGGGCUGUAUUCAAGGAGUACAUCCAGGAAGAGCCAACUCCCGAUACAAUCCAUGGACAUGACUCUAUCGAGGAUGCCCGGAUGGCACUGCGCCUCUGGAAAAAGUUCCAAGAAUACGAAGAUGCAGGGAUCGUCGCCCAGAUGCUCGAGGAGAUCUUCCGUGAAGGUUCCAAGCUGGGCUUCCGACCCCCUCCCAAGAAUGCGACCCCCGUCGUCUUAUCUCGACCAGGCACUGCCGUCACCAUGCAGGACAGCGGUCGUAAUACCCCCAGUACACCCGAUGCGGGCGCUGCAGCUGCAGCUGCAGCUGCAGCCGCAACCGCAACCGCUACAAGUGCCGCCCCAACUAGCGCUCCCACCACUCCCCGCCAGGCUUUCCGACGAUCGAUUGCCCUGACUCCCAGCAAUGGCACUUUCUCCGGCCCGGGAGCGGGAGACUUCUUCGGAAGUCCCUUACGAUAA